GGUUGCUAGGAAACAGGAGCGUCUCCCUCCCGCCUGACCCAGAGAUUGUUCUGCACAAGCCCUCUCCAGGGGCUCGCAAUGUGCAGUUGAGCGGUGUGUGGGGCAGAGAGGCACACCGAGCUCUCAGGCUCAUUCUCUCCCGCUCUCCCUUUCUCCUCCAGCAUGCUGUCAACCCGUUGCACGGGGAUCGCUGGAGAGUUCUGCCACCGCUGUUAGUCCCUCCUCUCCCGAAGGCAAGAGCUCGAGCAGAGCUUCAAAGUUGGAGCCGCAGAUCUUCCAGCCGCCCCACGCCCCUUCACCCCACCCCUCCGAAAUUCACCCACCCUUGCCUGGCCUGCCUAAGGAUUUCCAACAGAGUGAGGCGAAGCCGCUAGCAAAACCGCCCUGGCUCUCGUAUAAUAAUCCUCUCGUCUAGGUACCCUGGCUCACUGAAGACUCUGCAGAUACACCCCUAUUAAGGGGGAGGGAAGGGGGAGGGGGAAAGGGAAAAGGAGAACGAGAGAGGGUGGAAAGGAGAAAGAGAAGGAGAAGGAGAGAAUGCCAGAAGGUCCGUGUCUCUGCGAGAGUCCUAAUUAGAUGCGACGGUUUGAGCCUGGCCAAGGUGAAGGAAAGUUGCUUUCCGCGCCUGGGAAGUGGGUUUGCCUGUAAAGCCGAGAGGGACUCUGCUGGGAAGUGCUCUCCUCCCCUCCACCGAAGACCACUGGGUCUCCCCUUUUCCCAACCCCCUCCCUUUCUUCCCCUCCCACCCUCCCUUUUCCCACUCCCCACUGACUCGGAGGCCUGGAUGCUCUGCCACCGGGCAGUGGUCCAGCGCGCAGCCGGGAGGGGGCGGGAGCAGGGGGCACUGUGACAGAAAGCGGCGCGCACAAGUUGGCCAUUUCGGGGGCAAAGUAAGUUCUUCCUUGGAUUUGGAAAGGACAAAGCCAGCAAGCUACCUCUUUUGUGUCGGAUGAGGAGGACCAACCAUGAGCCAGAGCCCGGGUGCAGGCUCAGCCGCCGCCGCCGCCGCUGCCACCGCGGUCAGCUCCAGUCCCUGCCAGGAGUUGUCGCUGAGAGGAAUUUGGUGACAGGCUCUGUUAGUCUGUUCCUCCCUUAUUUGAAGGACAGGCCACAGAUCCAGUUUGGAAAUGAGAGAGGAGGACUAGCAGGCAACAUUGGCUUCAUCCAUUGAUACCUCCCAGAGGUACAGAAACUGGAUUCAUGAAGAUGUUGACAAGACUCCAAGUUCUUACGUUAGCUUUGUUUUCAAAGGGAUUUUUACUCUCUUUAGGGGACCAUAACUUUCUGAGGAGGGAAAUUAAAAUCGAAGGUGACCUUGUUUUAGGGGGUCUGUUUCCUAUUAAUGAAAAAGGCACUGGAACUGAAGAAUGUGGGCGAAUCAAUGAAGACCGAGGGAUCCAACGCCUGGAAGCCAUGUUGUUUGCUAUUGAUGAAAUCAACAAGGACGAUUACUUGCUGCCAGGAGUGAAGCUGGGCGUACACAUUUUGGAUACAUGCUCAAGGGAUACCUAUGCAUUAGAGCAAUCACUGGAAUUUGUAAGGGCAUCCUUGACUAAAGUGGAUGAAGCAGAGUAUAUGUGUCCUGAUGGAUCCUAUGCCAUUCAAGAAAAUAUCCCACUGGUCAUUGCAGGGGUCAUUGGCGGCUCAUACAGCAGUGUUUCCAUACAGUUCUUCUCCCUUCCUCCUCCCCCCACCCCCACCCCCCGGCUUUUCCAGAUCCCUCAGAUAAGCUACGCGUCCACCAGCGCCAAACUCAGCGACAAGUCGCGCUAUGACUAUUUUGCCAGGACCGUGCCCCCCGACUUCUACCAAGCCAAAGCCAUGGCCGAGAUCUUGCGUUUCUUCAACUGGACCUACGUGUCCACCGUGGCCUCGGAGGGCGACUACGGGGAGACGGGGAUCGAGGCCUUCGAGCAGGAAGCCCGCCAGCGCAAUAUCUGCAUCGCCACCGCAGAGAAGGUGGGUCGCUCCAACAUCCGCAAGUCCUACGACAGCGUGAUCCGCGAGCUACUGCAGAAGCCCAAUGCGCGCGUCGUCGUGCUCUUCAUGCGCAGCGACGACUCACGCGAGCUCAUCGCUGCAGCCAGCCGCGCCAACGCCUCGUUCACCUGGGUGGCCAGCGACGGCUGGGGAGCGCAGGAGAGCAUCGUCAAGGGCAGCGAGCAUGUGGCCUACGGCGCCAUCACACUGGAGCUGGCCUCGCACCCCGUCCGCCAGUUUGACCGCUACUUCCAGAGCCUCAACCCCUACAACAACCACCGGAACCCCUGGUUCCGGGACUUCUGGGAGCAGAAGUUCCAGUGCAGCCUCCAGAACAAGCGGAACCACCGGCGCGUGUGCGACAAGCACUUGGCCAUCGACAGCAGCAACUACGAGCAAGAAUCCAAGAUCAUGUUUGUGGUGAACGCCGUGUAUGCCAUGGCUCACGCCCUGCACAAAAUGCAGCGCACCCUCUGUCCCAACACCACCAAGCUUUGCGAUGCUAUGAAGAUCCUGGACGGGAAGAAGUUGUACAAGGACUAUUUGCUGAAAAUCAACUUCACAGCUCCAUUCAACCCAAAUAAAGGUGCGGAUAGCAUUGUCAAGUUUGACACUUUCGGAGAUGGAAUGGGACGAUACAACGUGUUCAAUUUCCAGUACGUGGGUGGCAAGUACUCCUACUUGAAGGUCGGUCACUGGGCAGAAACCUUAUCACUGGACGUUGACUCUAUCCACUGGUCCCGGAACUCAGUCCCCACUUCCCAGUGCAGUGACCCCUGUGCCCCCAAUGAGAUGAAGAACAUGCAACCAGGGGAUGUCUGCUGCUGGAUCUGUAUCCCCUGUGAGCCCUACGAAUACCUGGCUGAUGAGUUUACCUGCAUGGACUGCGGCCUUGGGCAGUGGCCCACGGCAGACCUGUCUGGCUGCUUUAACCUCCCUGAGGACUAUAUCAAGUGGGAAGAUGCCUGGGCCAUUGGGCCAGUGACCAUCGCCUGCCUGGGUUUCCUGUGUACCUGCAUAGUUGUGACUGUUUUUAUCAAGCACAACAACACGCCCUUGGUCAAAGCGUCAGGCCGGGAGCUCUGCUACAUCCUGUUGUUUGGGGUCGGUCUGUCCUACUGCAUGACGUUCUUCUUCAUCGCGAGGCCAUCACCAGUCAUCUGUGCUCUGCGCCGACUAGGGCUGGGGACCUCCUUCGCGGUCUGUUAUUCGGCCCUGCUGACCAAGACAAACUGUAUCGCCCGCAUCUUUGAUGGGGUAAAGAAUGGCGCUCAGAGGCCCAAAUUCAUCAGCCCGAGUUCUCAGGUUUUCAUCUGCCUGGGUCUGAUACUGGUGCAAAUCGUGGUGGUGUCCGUGUGGCUGAUCCUGGAGGCUCCGGGCACCCGGCGGUACACCCUCCCGGAGAAGCGGGAAACAGUCAUCUUAAAAUGCAAUGUCAGAGAUUCCAGCAUGUUGAUCUCACUUACCUACGAUGUGGUCCUGGUGAUCUUAUGCACUGUGUACGCCUUCAAAACUCGGAAGUGCCCAGAAAAUUUCAACGAAGCCAAGUUCAUUGGUUUUACCAUGUACACCACAUGCAUCAUCUGGCUGGCCUUCCUCCCUAUAUUUUACGUGACGUCAAGUGAUUACAGAGUGCAGACAACAACCAUGUGCAUCUCCGUUAGCCUAAGCGGCUUUGUGGUCCUGGGCUGUCUGUUUGCACCCAAGGUGCACAUCAUCCUGUUCCAGCCCCAGAAGAAUGUGGUCACACACAGACUGCACCUCAACAGGUUCAGUGUUAGCGGAACUGGGACCACGUAUUCUCAGUCUUCUGCGAGCACCUACGUCCCAACAGUGUGCAAUGGGCGGGAAGUUCUCGACUCCACCACCUCAUCUCUGUGAUUGUGAAUUCCAGUUCAGUUCUCGUGUUUUUAGACUGUUAGACAAAGUGCUCGCGUG
Messenger RNA from Ailuropoda melanoleuca (giant panda), 3918 nucleotides. It is a transcript of the gene GRM3, whose product is annotated as glutamate metabotropic receptor 3. Gene Ontology annotation, cellular component: membrane. Lineage: Eukaryota; Metazoa; Chordata; Mammalia; Carnivora; Ursidae. The coding region runs from base 1201 to 3861 and encodes 886 amino acids. Gene Ontology annotation, biological process: G protein-coupled receptor signaling pathway. Gene Ontology annotation, molecular function: G protein-coupled receptor activity. The record is from RefSeq and is a predicted model, not a curated record. The transcript has 6 exons.